Messenger RNA from Vicia faba (fava bean), 1581 nucleotides. Lineage: Eukaryota; Viridiplantae; Streptophyta; Magnoliopsida; Fabales; Fabaceae. The record is from the annotation of a GenBank genome assembly.
AUGGCGGCCACAUUCUCAUCUCUCUCCGACGAUAUCCGCUCACCGAUCUUACCACCUCCGGCGAAUAACAAAACUGAAAAGAUCUGCAUAGACGAGAUGCUUCAGAAAUACUGCGGCGAAUUCGGAAAGUGGCAGUUGAAACAUUUCGUUCUCACUAGUCUCGCUUGGGCGCUGGAAGCUUUUCACACCAUGGUUAUGAUUUUUGCUGAUCGGGAACCUGACUGGGAGUGUGUUUCCGGUAUAAAGUGUUCCGCCGCUGGAAGUGUUUGCGGUAUGUCACCCGAGUCGUGGGAAUGGAUCGGCGGAAAAGCCGCUUCGACGGUGUCGGAGUGGAGUUUGAUUUGCGGUGAUAAGUAUAAAGUUGGGCUUGUUCAGGCUGUUUUCUUCGCCGGCUGUAUGAUCGGAGCAGGAGUAUUUGGCCACCUUUCAGACUCAUCUCUAGGAAGAAAAGGUUCUCUCACUGUGGUUUGUGCCCUAAAUGCCAUAUUUGGCUGCUUAACUGCAUUCUCCCCUAACUACUGGAUCUAUGUCCUCCUCCGCCUCCUCACUGGUUUCAGUACCGGCGGGGUUGGUCUCUGCGCCUUUGUCCUCGCUACCGAACCCAUCGGCCCAUCAAAACGCGGCCCAGCCGGAAUGUCCACCUUCUAUUUCUUCUCCGGAGGCAUUGCAAUUCUCUCCGGCAUCGCCUACACCUUCCAAACAUGGCGCACACUCUAUAUCGUGGCCUCCAUUCCUUCUCUCCUUUACAUUAUCCUCGUCCUUCCCUUUAUCACGGAGUCACCGAGAUGGUACCUCGUUCGAGGAAGAAUAAACGAAGCCACUAAUCUAAUGUCCACCAUUGCUUCUUUCAACGGGAAACACCUUCCAGAUGGAGUUGCCCUCGCACUUGACGAAGAAGUAUCAGAACCAAAAGAAGCAUCAAAUUCAGAUUACAAUCUCAUUAAUUACAAGGAAAUGAAAAACAAGGAUGCACUAGUUGGAUCCAUCGUCGACGUGAUUCGAAACCCAACUACACGUAUUAGGUUAAUUCUAGCAAUAGCUCUUAACUUCUUAGCAUCAGUGGUGUACUAUGGUCUUAGUUUAAACGUUGCAAACCUCGAAACAAACCUCUACAUAAACGUGCUUUUGAAUUCUGUCGCAGAGAUGCCAGCAUUCACAAUAACAGCGGUGUUAUUGGAUCGAUUCGGGAGAAAGCCAUUAACAAUAGGGACAAUGUGGUUCAGUGGAAUCUUUUGUUUUAUGGGAAGUUUGAUGAGCAAUAUCGGCGUGUGGAGAAUAAUUAAAAUGGUGUGUGGUGUUUUGGGAAUAUUUGGAAUGGCUGGGACUUAUAACUUGUUGUUUAUUUACACAGCGGAGUUGUUUCCUACGGUGGUGAGGAACGCGGCAUUAGGAACAGCGACGCAGGCGGCUCAAAUGGGGGCGAUUUUGGCGCCUUUAGUGGUGGUUUUGGGUGGUUGGUUGCCGUUUGGGGUGUUUGCAGGAUGUGGAAUUUUGGGUGGCAUGUUUGCAUUUUAUCUGCCGGAGACACUAAACAUGCCUCUUUAUGAUACAUUCAAUGGAUUGGAGGCUGGACUAAAAUGA